Messenger RNA from Prunus avium (sweet cherry), 3967 nucleotides. It is a transcript of the gene YAK1, whose product is annotated as YAK1-like protein 1. Gene Ontology annotation, cellular component: cytoplasm. Gene Ontology annotation, biological process: peptidyl-serine phosphorylation; peptidyl-threonine phosphorylation. NCBI's taxonomy places the organism in Eukaryota, Viridiplantae, Streptophyta, Magnoliopsida, Rosales, Rosaceae. The record is from RefSeq and is a predicted model, not a curated record. Gene Ontology annotation, molecular function: ATP binding; protein tyrosine kinase activity; protein serine/threonine kinase activity.
UACAAAUAUUGAAAUAAAAGAAUAAAGAAAAAGAAAAUCCGAAACUCCCAUUUGGAGGAAGAAAGACGGUGGCUGUCCCUCACAUAACACAAAUUCCUAAUGCCUUGUAUGCUAUUUGCUCUUGUAAGCCCCAAAUCGCAAUUCCGUCUAUCUUCUAUCCUCGUCUUCCUUUAUCUAUCGACUAUCGUCAUCUGUCUGCAAUAAUCUAUCUGACCGCUGCUACUAAUAUCUUGUUGUCGUCCGAUAAGUAAAUGCAUUCAUGUAUAACGUAUACAAUUAGGGCCAGAUUGUACUCUUAGAAAUCCGAUUCGUAUUUACUAGCUCUAUUCGUAUAUACCAAUCCAAUCCCCGAGUAUUGAUUGCAACUCAGAACAAUCAGAAUCAUCUGAUAAUUUUUGGGUAUGUUGAUGGAUCGUCUGGUGAUGGGCUGGUAAUGUUGCGGGAUUGAGAAAUGAAGGAUGGGAUUGGAAUCGGUUGGUGGGGUCUUGGGCUUAAUUGGAGCAUCCAAAAGGUCCGUCCAAUUGCUGAUUCAACAUCCUUAGCACAGUAAUAGACUAAAAGUGUGUUUGUUGUUGCUGUUGUUCUAUUGUGUAUAUGUAUAUGAUAUCAUCACCAUCAUCAUCAUCAUCAUCAUCAUCAUCUUCAUAUUGAUCAAUGGAGGCACUGGGCAUGGGCGGUUUCUGGGUCGGCGCUUGAUUUUCAAUUUUGGACAAUGGAUGAGCUCAGCCCUAGUCCUCAAUCCAAAGACUCGGCUGCCUCUUCGUGGCGUCCCAGCCAGCUCGUCUUUAGUCCCUAUUCCACGCAGACGCAGAGUGAAGCUCCCAACAGCAAAUCCCAAACUUUGCGUGUCGUUGUCACAAAACCCUUUGUGGCUAGGCUAACCAAGGACAUAGUUGAAACAUACCAUAUAUGCAAUCCACAGUUUAAGUAUUCAGAAGAAUUGAAUCCAAAGAGAUAUUUGACCAGCCCAUCAAUUGGAGUACUCAACGAUGGCUAUGAUAAUGUUAACUCAGAUCUUAUUCUGACUGUAAACUUUGUCUUGGUCAAUCUAGACACGCAGCGAAGAUACGUUGUCAAAGAUGUUCUUGGCCAGGGGACAUUUGGUCAGGUUGCUAAAUGCUGGGUUCCAGAGACUAACAGCUUUGUAGCUGUGAAAAUCAUAAAAAAUCAACCAGCAUACUAUCAACAAGCCCUGGUUGAAGUAUCCAUUUUGACAACGUUAAAUAAGAAGUACGAUCCUGAGGAUAAGCAUCACAUAGUUCGUAUUUAUGAUCACUUUGUAUAUCAUCGUCAUUUGUGCAUUUGCUUUGAACUGCUGGAUACGAAUCUGUAUGAGCUUAUCAAGAUAAAUCAUUUCAGGGGACUAUCCCUGACCAUUGUCCAAUUGUUUUCUAAACAAAUUCUACAGGGAUUGGCUCUGUUAAAAGAUGCUGGGAUAAUUCACUGUGAUCUGAAGCCAGAAAACAUUCUUUUGUGCACAAGUGUUAAGCCAGCAGAAAUUAAAAUUAUUGACUUUGGAUCAGCAUGCAUGGAAGAUCGAACUGUUUACUCCUACAUUCAGAGUCGUUACUACAGAUCUCCUGAAGUUCUUCUUGGAUACCAAUAUACUACUUCUAUUGAUAUGUGGUCCUUUGGAUGUAUAGUUGCUGAAUUGUUUCUGGGAUUGCCAUUAUUCCCAGGAGCUUCAGAAUUUGACCUCCUAAGGCGAAUGAUUGAAAUACUUGGAGGGCAACCCCCUGAUUGUGUACUUAAGGAGGCAAAAAACACGAGCAAGUUCUUUAAGUGCAUUCGGAGUGUGCACAAUGUGGAGAACGGGGAACUUUCUGCAAGUGGAAAAAGUGCUUAUCAAGCACUAACAGAAGAAGAAUAUGAAGCUAGAGAGUUGAAAAGACCAUCAAUCGGGAAAGAGUAUUUUAAUCGUAUGAACCUCGAAGAAAUUGUUACAAACUAUCCGUAUAGAAAGAACUUACCUAAGGAAGACGUGGUUAAAGAAAGUCAAAUACGACUAGCUUUGGUUGAUUUUUUGAAGGGACUUGUUGAGUUUGAUCCUGCAAAACGCUGGUCGCCUUUUCAGGCUUCAAAACACCCUUUUGUUACAGGGGAACCUUUUACACGCCCUUAUAAACCUCCCUUGGAGACCCCUCGCAUGCCUGUUGCUCAAAACAUAAGGGUGGAUCAUCACCCUGGUGGGGGCCAUUGGUUUGCUGCUGGUCUCUCUCCUAAUAUUCCAGGCAGAAAUAGAGUCUCCAUGCAUAGCAGCCCGCAUUUUCAGGUGGUGCCAUAUGCACAUGCUAAUAGCUACGGCAGUGUAGGAAGCCAUGGUAGUUAUAAUGAUGGUACUGGACUAGGAAGCAGCUAUGGAAGUUAUGGAGAUACUAGUAAUGUGUUCGCUUAUUAUUCUCCAGUUGGCCCAUCUGGGAUGAACAUGCAUGCACAAGGCAAUGUGCCGAUGCUCGGAAGUAGCCCGGAUGCAAGACGGAGGAUUAUUCAAUAUUCACAUGGAAAUGGACUUGGUAUGAGUCCUUCGGCAGGAAGUUUUGCUCCUCUGCCACUAGGCACUAGUCCUUCACAAUUUACUCCACCAAGCUCCUACAGUCAAGUUUCUGCCGGCUCGCCAGGACAUUAUGGUCCCACUUCUCCAGCAAGAGGCAGUUGUCAUGGAUCACCUUUAGGAAAGAUGGCUGCUGUUAGCCAGUUUAAUAGACGAAAAAGCUGGGGAUAUCCUGGAGGUUCUCAAACUCAAGAGAGUUCAUCUUCACACUGGCAAGGGCAAGCAACUGACGGCACCAGUUCUAGCCAAGCUGAGGGGAACUCUCAAAUACUAGGUAGUUCACCAUCACAUCUGCAUUUAAGCUCUAAUGCUGGAAGCUGGAAGCAGCAGCGAGGAGGCAGUGGUAUUUCUCCUGGUUACUUAGCCAUUCAGAGCAUGCCAGCUUCCUUCACAGUUGGUUCCAAUAUGCAAUUCCCAAAUACCACGGGAGUGGCUCAUGAAAAGCCCGAGGCUAGCCUGUCAUUGCCUGAUCCUGGGGAUUGGGAUCCCAAUUAUAGUGAUGAACUUCUUCUGCAAGAAGAUGGUUCAGAUGUUAGCUGCUUUACUACUGAGUUCAGCCAAGGCAUGCAUCUUAAUUCUGCAGAAAAAUUGGUUGGGGCGGGAAGAUUUAAUCGUGUGUCAAAUACGAGCUCAGGCCUAUCCUUUCAAAGACAAAAUGGGCCCAUUCAAUCGUAUUCACAUGCAGAGGUGGGUAGCCCUCCUUCAACUAAUGAACCACUUGCUGGAUACGCACGCUUGCCAAAACCUUCUCAUUUUCCACAUAUAUCACAAAAUUCUCCAAGCCGGUUGGGACAGCAAUAUCAGCGGUCCAGUCAAGGAAGACCCACCAAUUCUCGUGUUGGUGAUUGGAAUCAUAUGAAGGUGCAGGCUCCUCCUCCCAAUUUUAAUUCUGGUGGCCCACUUUCUCCGGGAAAUAGCUCAUUCGGCAACGGCAUGUCAUGGGGGCGUAGAGCCAGUCAUCCUGUCACUAGCAUUCCACCUGCAUCCCGAGGAAGAAAGGACUAUGGAAGGAUUGCCUAAUGUUGGAAUUAGUUUUUUACUGUGAACAAUCAGAUCCUGAGAGUUGGCAAGAACAUUGUACAACUUGUACUCAAUAGUUCACAUGGGUAGUGAGCUCAUGCUACGAAAAUCCACAUACAGAUCAUGCUCAUUCAUUGUGCUUGCACAAUAUAAUUUGUGGUUAAUGAUUCUCUUGGUCUUGUUACAUUUCAUGCAAUUAGUAUUGCUUUCCUCAAUGGCUUUAGUCUUCUCAUAUGUUUAUCAAAUGCCAGAAAUUUAAUUUAGGUAUCGUGCUGAUUCUGAAAUGGAUUUUUAUGUGUUUGAAGGAAUUUAACCUAGUUAUUGAGAUAAACUGCAGCAGCUGAAAAGAAUUUCAAGAGUUCGUGUAAAUUGAUGAAUGAAGUUCAGAAUUUACCA